AUGGAAUGGACAAUUUUACAUAGACCUGGUUGUGGACUUAACAACAAAGAUGCAAAAGGAGCUUGCAAAAAUAUGUGCUAUAUUAAUGCUAUAAUUCAAUGCCUGGCUAAUACUGCUCCAUUUGUUCAAUGGUUAUUAAUGGAUCGUGGUCAUGAAAAAAUCAUUCAUAACAAUAUUAACAACGAAUAUACUUUAUCAUCUGUUCUUUCUUAUGCAACUGCAGAAUCACUUGCUCAACAAAUUAAUGAAUUAUGUUCAAGUUUUAUUAUUGGUCGUCAAGAAGAUCCAUCCGAAUUUUUGAUUUUUCUAUUAGAUCAUUUUAAGAAGUGUCUUACUGCUACUGGCCCUUCCAUUGAUAUUGAUUCAUUAGUAACUCCUAUUCAACGUAUCUUUGGUUUAAAUACACAAUUUGUAUCAAAAUGUAAAGCUUGCUUACUUGAAUCAACUGUAGAAAAUUGGGAAACAAAUUGCUCUGAAGAAAUAUUAGAUGGUGAUAAUUUAUAUAAAUGUACCAAUUGUAAAAACAAGGUGCCAGCAUCACGAAAAUUUCAAAUCAUUCAAGCAUCACCAGUUAUUUUUAUUUAUUUACGACGAUUUACUUAUGAGAAAUUUUCGAAAAUGACUCAUAAAAUGAAGCAAUUUAUUAGUUAUCCAGAAAUACUCAAUAUUACUCCAUAUUUAAAUAAAACAGUUCGAGAAUCGAACAAAGAAAAUAAUAUAUUUAGUAAUUUUACGUAUAAAUUAUAUGCUGUUGUUGUACAUCUGGGUGAAAAUGCUAAUAGCGGUCACAUCUUUGCUUAUAUUCGAUCACCUGAUGGUUGUUGGUAUAAAGCAAAUGAUGAAAAAGUUACACGAAUAAAACUAGAUAAAGUACUUGCCGAUAAAGAUGCAUAUAUUUUGUGUUAUGCUAAAGCACCAAUUGGUACAAUGGUUUUAACUGAUACAGAACUGACAAUAAAUCCAAUGCAAUCGUCAUGUUUAUUUACUUCAUCAACACCAAUACGUCCCAGUAAACUUUUUAAUAAUAUUAAAACGAACUAUUCAACUACAAGUUUACCAAAACAUAUUUUCGUUUCUUCAAAUGACAAUCCAAAACAAGAUCUAGCCGACAGUAACCUACAUUCAACCAAUUAUUCUUCAAUUUUGAACGACAGUACGUCUUUUUUACUUCUUCUAAAAGUUAUACUUUCUUUAAUUUUACAAAUACAACUCGACGAAUCUUGUUCAUCAGAUUGUUCAGUUCCUGUCAAAAUUCAAUCUUUUGAAGAAAAUAUAACAGAAUGUAACAAUUUACAAACAGAAAGUCAAAUCGUAAAUCUACGGAAUAACAACAGCAUUUUUAAACCUUCGAACCAAAAAUUAAGCAGAGACAUCAAUAAACAACAAAUUAAUAAUUUUCACGAAUUCAUUUCUUCUGGUGAACCAUUGAUUUCUCCACUAUCUCGACGUGAACAUCUUUCGUCAACAACACCUCAAUGUGAACAAUCGUUUUUAUUAACAUCUCAACAGGAACAAUUUUCAUCAUCAGUAUAUGAACUUGAACCGCUUUCAUCAUCAUUCUCAAAAACUAUCUCUUCAAAGAUUUCUUCAAGUAUCGAGCAAAACGUGACUGUCGAAGAUCUACAAGUUUAUGAUGAUUUUAUUGCUGAAUUAUCUUCAUCUUAUCCAUUUAAACUUCAACCUGUCGAUCUUGCUAAAUUGCUUAUGAUUAGAAGUAUUUGUACUUUUAGUGUAACAAGUGCCAAUCACCGCCAAUUACUUCGCUGCAAUUUACGAUGCAUUGACCAUCCUGUAUGUCCAUUUACAUGUUCGGUUAUUGUACAAAAUAACGGCGCUAGCUAUGUAGUCGUUACCAAUCGAAAUAUUCGACAUGCUCGUGGUGUAAAGAUUUGCCGUCCUAUUCGAAAACCUUUACGAUCAUUACUGAAAAAGCAAUUUGUUCAAGGUGCAUCAGUGUACAAAAUUCAUCAAGAAAAAUUACAAAAACGAACACUCGAAGAAAAAAAAGGUCAAAAUUAUGAUGGUAUUAGCAAAACUCAUAGUAUUUUAUGUAAGAUAAAAUCUGAAGGUGUAACAGAGUCGUUGUUAGCACCAGAUGUUGAUCACGCAUUAUUCAAAUUGUUCGAAAAAUUUCAAGCUGAGAUUAAUCCUGAUGGAAAAGUAGCAGGUGUUAUUCAAUUUAUAUCCAAAUAUCCCAGUCAAAUAAUUGCUUAUUCAGAAACAUCUAUUCGUUUAUUUGAUGUGCUUCUGAAGCAUAAAAAUGUAACAGUCUCCUGGGAUGCAACAGGAAGUAUAAUUAAAGAAAAAAGUUCUCGUCGUCUUCUUUAUUAUGAAUUAGGUAUUACUUUACUUGGUAUUGUUAAUGAAGAUAGUAUUGUUCCAAUAACGUUCAUGAUAAGUGAUGCCCAUGCCUUAGUUAAUAUAAUCCAUUGGUUGCAAUUGUUUAAACAUAGUUAUUCGCAAAUUUUUAUUGGAAAACAAUUUCCACAACCACAAAUUGUUUUGAGUGAUCGUGCACAAGUAUUUUUAAUUGCAUCUUUGCGAAUAUGGAAUAAUGAAAUAAUGAAUGACUUUUUAAAUCGAGCUUAUCGAAUAAUAACAGGUAAUGCCACAGAUUCUGAUCUUCAAAAAACCAAUAUUCAUGCCUGUCUAGCACAUGUUAUAAUUGAUGAAGAAAAAGAAGCAAAUGCUAUGGAUUCACCUUUUAAAUCCACAUUCAAUCGAAUAUUCCACGAUGCUCUUACUACAUGUGGUUUAUCAAUAAAAGAAUUUCAAGGUAUCACUGCUCGUGGUGAUCUUUCACGCCAUCGUCGCCGAAUGGUUCAAUCUUUUGAAACAAUGACUAUUCAUAAAGAAGAACAACGUACUACUGCUAUUAGUGAAAGAAGAAUGGGAAUUUUGAAACGUACUCAAUUAGGUAAAGCAAAACAUGAUGUGUAG
This is a messenger RNA of Rotaria sp. Silwood2, 2940 nucleotides long. NCBI's taxonomy places the organism in Eukaryota, Metazoa, Rotifera, Eurotatoria, Philodinida, Philodinidae. The record is from the annotation of a GenBank genome assembly.